UUCUACACAACACUUCUGCCAAGUUCUGGAAUUUAUGUAGGCCCAGGGCAUCAUGGAGAGGAAGCACUGGUGCCAGCAGGAACGAAAGGGCGACACUGAAAUGGGAACGAAAGGCUCUUGAAGGACACUGCUUGCUCAAGCAGGGGAAGGGGAACUCCCAUGCGGAUCCGUUAGGUGCUAGCAGGUGGUUUGCUGAGCUGAAAGCCAGCCCUUUCAGCUGAGCGCAGAUCAGAAUAGCGCCACAACUCUUUACUGAAUGUGCAAACAAGUUUCUGCAGCGAUGGCAAAAUGCUCACGUCAUUCACAAGCAUGUCACUUCUCUGCGCCUCGCUUUAGCAGGAUGCAACCUAUGGUGGUGCGCAUUUUGCCUGUUGUGCUUUUGCAUAGCUUAGCAAUGCAGGGAAUCUGUGCAAAGAUCUCAAAGGCAGGUGCGCUUGAGUCUGAACACAGGGUGCACGCAUUCUUCUACCUCUGGUAUGGGAACCCCGAGCAUGACGGUGCCUACUUGCACUGGAAUCACAAAGUCCUACCCCACUGGAGAGAGGAAGUGUCAGCACAAUUUCCUGUGGGCAAAGAGUUUCAACCUCCACAAGACGUUCACUCGACCUACUACCCAGCCAGAGGCUGUUACAGCUCGAGGGACCCCGCUGUGAUUCUAGCGCAGUUUGACGAGUUGGCUGCUGCAGGUGUAACUGUGGCGGUUCUUUCCUGGUGGGGCCAAAGCGACCGUAAGGAGAGCGCAGAUACCCAAGGCGUGUCUACAGAUGCCCUUCUCCCAAUUGUUUUCCAAGUUGCUGAGGCGCAGGGCACCGUCAAGCUGGCAUUCCACCUGGAGCCGUACGUCGGACGGUCCGCCAAGAGCGUACGAACGGACGUGGAAUACCUCAUGGAGAGGUUUGGGGCAUCGCCUGCGCUGCUGCGGUGGCAAGGAAAGCCGGUGUACUACGUCUACGACUCGUACCUGACGCCGUCGGGGGAGUGGGCCGCGGUGCUCAAAGAAGACGGGGAUGACACGCUGCGGGGAACCAGCCUCGACGGCGUUUUCAUCGGCCUGUGGCUCGAGUACAACGACGGGGAGAAGCUGGAGACCGCAGGGUUUGACGGGGCGUACAGUUACUUCGCCAGCGAGGGGUCUUCUUAUGGAUCCACGUGGUCUAGCUGGCCACGUAUGGCCCAAUGGGCGACGGAAAACAGAAAGUUGUUCAUCGCCAGUGUUGGGCCCGGUUACAACGACACCCGCAUCCGCCCCUGGAACCCUGGCGCAACUAGGGCGAGGGAAGAAGGGCGGCUAUACAAGCGGGCCUGGCGGCACGCUAUUGACGGGGGCGCUGACGUCAUCUCUAUUACGAGUUACAAUGAGUGGGGGGAGGGCACGCAGAUUGAGCCAGCCAAGCCGUCGGUGACGUCGGGAGGCGCCCCCUUCGAGGACUACGGCGCUGACGGUCCUAAGAUUUAUCUGAACCUCACAAAAAAGCUCGUAGGCGACUUCAAAAAGAGGCGACGAGAGAGUCAAGGUUCCCUUCGAGAGGAGCUAUGACGAUUAGAAGACUAUGCAUGGUUGUGAGAGCUCGCUUAUAAUGUUUGACAGAGUCCUUGACUUGAUUGAUCACUGCAUGUUGAGCACUGGCCAAGUUGAUUGCAGACAGCUUCAAACAUAGCAGUAUGGCUUAGUGCGAGUUGCCCACGGUUGCAAGGAUCUGUCGUGACUGUAAAUCUUAUUACGUGGCUUGGCGGGAUGACAAGACUCCCAGAGUCCUGUUUGCAGAAAGCAACAUGUCAGGACUCGAGUGGCUAUAGCAGGAUGCAGCCGGUUGGCUUGAGGUGAUAUCG
This is a messenger RNA of Klebsormidium nitens, 1830 nucleotides long. NCBI's taxonomy places the organism in Eukaryota, Viridiplantae, Streptophyta, Klebsormidiophyceae, Klebsormidiales, Klebsormidiaceae. The record is from the annotation of a GenBank genome assembly.